AGUACAUAGUCCAUAGACUUAUUUAUAGACCAGUCCAUAGAAUAGUCAAUAAACUAGCCCAUAAACAAGUCCAAGAAUUAGUCUGGAUUUGAGUAAGUACUAGUCUAUUGCCAGGUCUAUUAUAUAGACUAGUUAAUAGCCAAUAUUCUUCCUAUAUAGAACUAUUCUUAAGCAAAUCUUUAAUGGUUGUUCUUUAUUCGAAAUUGUCACUCUGGGAACUAGUUCUAGGAAAAAUUUAACAUGCAACAUGUUAUUUCGCUGGAAGUUCAGCAUAUUUUUUGUUGGGAACAAGAAGUGUUUUAAUACCAAAUUGUUAUUCUAUUUACCCCUCCGACAUUAUUAUUAUACAACUAGAUUAAUCUAACUAAUAUUAAGAAUUAAGAAAUUUUUUAAUAAUACAACCACAUAUUUAUAAAUAUACUUUAUAUAAACUAUAAAUGUAAUGAAUGCGUGAUUGUAUUGAAAAACUUAUAAACCAAACAAAAUGAAAACAAAACAAAAAAAAUCCCAAAAGGUCCUGGUCCGCCUGAUGAAUGUACCAUCAACACACAUAAUAACACUACUACUAUUAGCACACACUCCGAAUUGACGGGAAAAUCAUCAAAUCUUUCAAAUAGUCGUGAUACCACAACGACAUCUUGUUCGGCAUGCCCUUCGGGGAGUUGUUUGAAUUUUUCCUCUAAUGAAGAAUCGGAACGUGAUUAUGAUUUGCUAACAUCAUCUAUGUCGCCUGUAUGUAACUGUGAUUGUGAAUGUGCCACACAAACGGCUAAUGCCACAACUAGUCCUACUCUAAAUACAUUGAAUGCCGCCUGCUCGCCUACACCCUCGUUGUCGGCGGCAUCGGCCUGUAAUGCUGCGGUCGAUGUCGAACAACAACAUUUUUCCUUUUCCUCAUCGAUUGCAAACCUUAAAUUACACACUUCUUCAUCGUCGUACAAUCAUCAUCAGCGUCCUUCCCAUCUUUUGCAUCAGCAAAAUCAUUUCUCAUCGCUACUGAAUAAUGCGGCCGCCGCUUGCUCGUCAUCAACAUCGUGUUUUAUAUCCUCUGCCAUUUCAUCGGCCAAUGUCUGUGCCACCGGACCAGCUACAGCUAAUAGUUCAUAUUUAUGUUCCACAUCGGCUCCCACAUCAGCCAGUGCUAAUAAUAGUUUAGCGGCGCGUCGUCAGUCUAUUAGUAAACUAUUAACUGCAACACAUAAUAAUAAUACUUGUAGCAUAAAUAAUAAUUCCACUUCUACAACAACCACCAGUCUGUGUGGUUUUAAAAACAAUUCCCUAUUGACUUCGCCACCAUCGGCUACUCAGCAUCAGCAGCAACAACAACAACAACAUUCCUUUUCUAGUUCUUCUCGUGGUUUUGCUGGUCUAUUUUGCAAUAGUCGUUCCGCAUCGAAAAAUGAUGUUAACGAGUCACUCUCCUCGCCUCAUCACAAUUUACCACAGCGGUCAUCACAUCAACAUAAUACCACAACAAAUCAACAACAUCACCACCACCAACACCAUCAUCAACAACAACAACAACAUCUCCAACAGCAACCACAUCAUAAUUAUGAUAAUAAUCAACAUAAACCAUUGAAAAGUAGUGAUAGUUUGUCAGAUGUUAGUGAUACAUUUGAAUGGUGGUUUCAAAGACACAAAAGAAAUUCAACAAAAAAGAGCAGCCGACACUCAUCAUCGAGUCAAUUAAAUUUAAAUAUUGGAUUUAAUUUCACAUCAACUCAUAGAUCUUCACCAGUGAGUAGUUGUUGUGGCAGUAGUAGUCAUGGUCGCUCCAGUCCGGACAACGAUAUGGGCGAACCGCCAACAUUGCCCCUAAGUCCAGGUUAGCCGGUUCUUUUAAUUUCACAUACAUUUACAUAUAUAUGCCUACUUAUUUGUGUGUGCGUGUAUAUACUUUUAUUAUAAAUACAACUAUGUAUUAAAAAUGUGUAUUAAAAAAAAACUGUUAACAGUUUCCAAAUUCAACUUUAUACCACCAUCUCUUUUUUUAAACUUUUUCCUUUUAAUAAAUUUUUUUUUCAAUUUAACUUUUAUUGAAAAAAAACCCACACUUUUGCUUUAAGUAUUUUAUAUAUUGUUAAACAAAUUGUGUAAGUUAAUUUUUUUUCUUUAAAAAAUCUUAAGUUUUCUCUCUUGACUAAGCGUGUUUCUCUUUUGUUUCAAUUUAUUUGCAGUGUAAACUAUUGUUUCCUUUUAUUUGCAGUGUACAACUACAAAAAUCUAUUUGAUGGCUCCACUUUUCUUAUUCGUUUUCAGAUUUUAACUGUAUUUCUUUAUUUCAGUUUUAUUUUUAUGGUUUUUCUUAUUUUAUCGUUGUUGCUGCUUGUAUGUAUUUUUAAAUGUUGUUGUUUAGAUAUUAUUUGAUAAAUUAUAAUGUUUUCACUCGAUUUCUGAGUAAAAAAUAAUAGAGAGUUUUUAAUACCAUUUUAAACCGACUGCAACUACUGGUUAAUAGACUAAUCCUUAGAAUAUUCAAAAGACUUAAUAAAGCAUUUAAAUGACUAUUGCUUUUAGAUUCGAACAUGGACUAGACAAUAGAUCUCAGACUACUAGAUCAACUACUCCAUAGAUUAGCCAAUAGGAUAGACCAUAGCCUAGACAAUCGAUAAGUUCAUAGAAGUUCAAUGACUAGAAUAAUGUAGACACUAGAACUAGAACAUAACUAGAACAUAACUAGAACAUAACUAGAACAUAACUAGAACAGAACUAGAACAGAACUAGAACAGAACUA
This is a messenger RNA of Lucilia sericata (common green bottle fly), 2734 nucleotides long. RefSeq names its product V-type proton ATPase subunit C-like. Lineage: Eukaryota; Metazoa; Arthropoda; Insecta; Diptera; Calliphoridae. The coding region runs from base 724 to 1830 and encodes 368 amino acids. The record is from RefSeq and is a predicted model, not a curated record. The transcript is spliced from 2 exons.